Molecule: messenger RNA, 2017 nt
Organism: Culex quinquefasciatus (southern house mosquito)
Lineage: Eukaryota; Metazoa; Arthropoda; Insecta; Diptera; Culicidae
Product: UDP-glycosyltransferase UGT4
Exons: 5
Coding region: 1-1578 (525 amino acids)
Molecular function (GO): UDP-glycosyltransferase activity
Source: RefSeq, a predicted model, not a curated record
AUGAGGUCGUUGGUUUUGUGUAUUGCCUUCGUGGCCAUAUUUAAUGGAAGAUGUGUGGAUUCUGCAAAGAUUUUGGGAAUAUUUCCAACUCCCUCGAAAUCACAUUGGAUUCUUGGAUCGGCACUCAUGAGGGAACUUGCAUUGGAUGGUCAUGAGGUCACGGAUGUCAGCCCAUUCAAACUUCCGAAUGCACCGACAAACUAUCGACAUGUGGAACUCGAAACUGAUAAGGAACUCUUCAACAAUAUCGUGAAUAAACUGUUCAACAAUCACAACGUGAAUCCCAUUCAGAAAAUGAUUACACUCUACACGGAGGUGAACUACUUCUCCAACAGUACCUUAAACUCUCCCAAUGUUCAAAAACUGCUCCAUUCCGGUGAAAAGUUCGACCUCAUAAUCUUGGAGAUCUUCCUGGAUCACGCCCUGCUGGGAAUCGCUGACCACUUUGGUUGUCCGGUGAUCGGAAUGACGACCCACGGAGUGCUGGAUUGGAUCAACGUCCUGGUGGGAACCCCACAACCUCUGUCCUACGUACCCCACGUGCACCUUGGCCUUACGGACCGAAUGAACUUUUGGCAACGAUUUGGCAAUGUUAUGUUUGAUGUUCUGGAUAAGACAUUGCUGGCGUACUACUUUCAUCCCGUUCAGGAGAAGCUGUAUCGGGAAGCGUUUCCAAACGCUAGCAGGUCGCUGGAUGAGAUGAUUAAGCACUCGGUGUCGGCAGUGCUGGUCAACAGUCAUUUUAGUAUUAGUUACCCACGUCCGUACGUGCCGAAUAUGAUCGAGAUUGGAGGGUUCCACGUCAAUAGGAAAGUUAACCCGCUGCCGGAGAACAUCCGCACUUUUAUCGAAAACUCCCCAAAUGGUGUGAUUUACUUCUCAAUGGGUUCGAACCUCAGACCUUCCGCUAUGGAGGCUCGCAAGCGUGACGCCCUGCUGAACGCCUUUGCCAAGGUAAACCAAUCCGUAAUCUGGAAGUGGAACGACGACAGCCUAAAGCUGGACCCGAGCAAGUUCCUCAUUUCCGACUGGCUGCCCCAAGACGACAUCCUGGCACAUCCCAACGUGAAGCUGUUCGUAACGCACGGAGGUUUGCUGAGCUGUACGGAAUCUAUCCACCACGGUAAACCAAUUGUGGGAAUCCCGAUCUUUGGCGAUCAGCAGCUCAACAUGGCCCGCGUGGAGCUGUCCGGAUGGGGCUUGCGGGUCAACUACGUAGAUCUGGACGAGGAAACGUUCCGCAAUGCGUUAACCGAAGUUCUCGGCAAUGCCAAAUACUCGCAGAACGUCGAAGCAGCGUCCAGACGGCUGCGCGAUCAACCCCUUCCGCCGAUGGAUAUGGCCAAGUACUGGGUCAAUUACGUGCUUCGCCAUGACGGGGCAGAACACCUCCGGUCGCCGGCUCAGCAUCUAAACUUUGUCCAGUACAACAACCUUGAUGUGUACGGAUUCGUCGUGCUGGUGUGCGCCCUGAUGUUCUUCGCAGUGAAGCGGAUUGUGCAAAAACUUUGCAGCUGUUUACGCAGUGCGCUACAGACGUCGCAUCGAGGCGGAAAGGGCAAGAAGAAAAUGAACUAAAAGUGGUCCAGCGCAAUACUUUUCCGAAGUACCGAAAUACCUCAGAAUGAUAAUCCAUUCCUAAACGUACUUUUCCAUAAAUCGACAAUAAAUAACAGAUGCAACCACCUCCGACUGCGUGUAUGCUAAGUACCGGCUUAGUAACGAUAUAUUAAUGCUCACAUGUGAUUACGUUCGGAGCAUUUUGGCGCCGCGUCCGUUUAGUGAAUCCAGGCAUUAGCAAUAUUGCUGAGUUCCUCUCAAAUAGUUAUCAUUAGGUUUUGGUGACGUUUUCGUUCUCACUAGUUAAUUCAUGCAUCUGUUUUUUUCUCUCUCUGGUGGAAAUGCUCAAAGUUGAAGAAGAGAAAAAAUGGAGGUUGAGAAUGGGUCAUAAACGGAUAAUUGCAGUUGGCAAAAUUGACGGUUCUUGCGGGAGUGAAUUCUGUAAUCAAAUGUUAAC